Molecule: messenger RNA, 1110 nt
Organism: Colletotrichum karsti
Lineage: Eukaryota; Fungi; Ascomycota; Sordariomycetes; Glomerellales; Glomerellaceae
Product: NADH: flavin oxidoreductase/NADH oxidase
Exons: 1
Coding region: 1-1110 (369 amino acids)
Molecular function (GO): NADPH dehydrogenase activity; FMN binding
Source: RefSeq, a predicted model, not a curated record
AUGGUUUCCAAGCUUUUCCAGCCCCUGAAGGUCGGCCAGGCCCAGUUGUCUCACCGCGUGGUGAUGGCUCCCCUCACCAGAUUCCGAUUCAGCGCCGAUCAUGUCCCGCUUGACAUCGCAUACGACUACUACGUCCAGCGCGCCUCCGUCCCGGGUACCCUUAUCAUCGCCGAGGCAGUCCUUAUCUCUGAGGCCCACGGCGGCUUCCCCAACGCCCCCGGCAUCUGGACCGACCGCCAAAUUGCCGGCUGGAAGAAGAUUACCGACGCCGUCCACGAGAAGGGCAGCAGCAUCUACUGCCAGCUCAUUGCGCCCGGCCGCGCCGCCGUCGUCCCUGUCUUGGAGAAGGAGGGCGGCCACCCGUUGCUCAGCUCCAGUGCCGUGCCCAUCAGCGAUGAUUCGCCUGUCCCGCGUGAGAUGACCGCUGAAGAGAUCGCGCAGGCCGUCAAGGAUUUCGCGCAGGCUGGCAAGAACGCAAUCGCUGCUGGAUUCGACGGCAUUGAGAUCCAUGGCGCCAAUGGAUACCUCGUCGACCAGUUCCUCCAGGACAACUGCAACAAGCGCACUGAUCAAUGGGGCGGAAGCGUCGAGAACCGAGCCAGAUUCCCCGUCGAUGUUGCCGCUGCUUUGGUUGACGCUAUCGGUGCGGACAGAGUUGGCUUCCGUAUCAGCCCUUGGAGCAACUUCCAGGCCAUGAGAAUGGAGGACCCCGUGCCUCAAUUCUCAUUCCUCGCUCAGAAGUUGAAGGACCUGAAGCUCGCUUACUUGCACAUUAUCGAGUCCCGUGUCAACAACUGGCAGGACGUGGAGAAGGUCGAGGGAAUUGACUUCCUCUUGGAGAUCUGGAACAACACCUCGCCAGUCCUCGUUGCGGGUGGUUUCACCCCCGAGCUGGCCAAAAAGGCUGUCGACGAGGAGUACGCAAAGUGGGAUGUUGCCGUUGUCUUCGGUCGUCACUUCUUGGCGAACCCGGAUCUGCCGUUCCGCAUCAAGAACGGCUUGCCCUUGAACAAGUACGAUCGGGACACCUUCUACACCCCGUCUAUUCCGCAGGGAUACAUCGACUACCCCUUCCACCCCGAGUUCAAGCCCGGAACUCCCCUGGCUUAG